GAUAAUCUGUCUGUUCACAAAUAACAGUAGUAUAUUUUCAAUGGAUGAAGGAUGUAUCCUUAUCCAGAUAUCUAUUAUCCAUUCCCCUCAAUUCACUUCAAUUAGUAUGGAGAAAAGAAAGAUCCCCGGAAAAGCAUUCCACCCAGGAGAAAUAAGACAAGAAAAGGAUGAUCGCUUACCCCACGGGGUGCAAUCGGGACAGCUCCUCUACGAGCCUCGCCGGAUUCCGGAAUCCGAUUUGCAUUUCGUGCUUUUUAACUUAACCAACUUGUUUGUGUGUGGAAUUGGGAUCGUCGCAUUUCGUCACUGGAGAAGUAGUACUUUACAUAACUGAAUAAUUCGUAAUGUAUUGCAAUUGGCAUGGAUUUGGCAUGAGAUUCCGAGGUUGCUUGGUUUCCUAACUACGUAUUAGUUUGUCUACUCUAGGCUAACUCACUAGAGCUCGCGCGAAUACUUACUAACUAUCAAUGCUA
Molecule: messenger RNA, 473 nt
Organism: Aspergillus neoniger CBS 115656
Lineage: Eukaryota; Fungi; Ascomycota; Eurotiomycetes; Eurotiales; Aspergillaceae
Exons: 1
Coding region: 41-334 (97 amino acids)
Source: RefSeq, a predicted model, not a curated record